AUGCAAGACGUCAAUAGCAUAAUAAUUGAUGUCCUGAGCGCCAGUACUCAUGAAAAGCCAAUAUGCAAAGUGAUCCAUGAAGACAGAAUUCUGAAGAUGUUGGAUAUGUCAAAAGAAGUGAUUAAAAGUCAGGGAGCACUUGUUGAAGUGGACGCGCCGAUGAAGGUGUGCGGCGAUAUUCACGGACAAUUCCCGGAUCUCGUUCGACUUUUUCAUCGUGGUGGAUGGCCGCCAACUUCUAAUUAUUUGUUUCUUGGUGAUUAUGUGGAUCGAGGAAGAUUCAGUAUUGAGACUAUUGUUCUCCUGUUGGCUUACAAGGUCAGAUUCGCCAAGAAUUUCUUCCUGCUUCGUGGAAAUCAUGAGUGUGAAUACGUGAACAAGACUUAUGGAUUCUAUGAAGAAUGCCAAAAACGAUACCAAAGUACACGUCUUUAUGACGCUUUUCAGGACGUGUUCAAUAUUCUCCCGCUAUCUGGACUAAUUGCUGAACGAAUUCUAUGCAUGCACGGUGGUCUUUCGCCUCAUUUGAAAUCUCUUAACGAUUUGAGAAACAUAACGAGACCAACUGCAGGAAAAACUGGAUUGGAGGUCGAUUUGCUUUGGGCUGAUCCGAUUAUUGGUCUCACCGGUUUUAUGGAAAAUCAAAGAGGAGCUGGUUGUGGAUUCGGAAGAGAUAUUGUUCUCAAAACUUGUGCUGACCUGAAUCUUGACUUGAUUUGUCGAGCACAUCAAGUGGUUCAAGACGGUUAUGAAUUUUUCGCAGGGAGAAAACUUGUGACUAUUUUCUCGGCUCCCCACUACUGUGGACAGUUCGACAAUUGCGCCGCUUUCAUGUCCUGUGAUGAGAAGCUUCAGUGCUCAUUCGAAGUGCUCCGCCCAACGAGUGGACGGCUGGAAAUCCGUGAGAAAACAUUGUUGAAGGAUGAAACGACGUAG
Messenger RNA from Caenorhabditis remanei, 936 nucleotides. RefSeq lists its product as uncharacterized. Gene Ontology annotation, molecular function: protein serine/threonine phosphatase activity. Gene Ontology annotation, cellular component: cytoplasm; nucleus. NCBI's taxonomy places the organism in Eukaryota, Metazoa, Nematoda, Chromadorea, Rhabditida, Rhabditidae. The transcript has 5 exons. Bases 1 to 936 code for a protein of 311 amino acids. The record is from RefSeq and is a predicted model, not a curated record.